Molecule: messenger RNA, 1418 nt
Organism: Leptinotarsa decemlineata (Colorado potato beetle)
Lineage: Eukaryota; Metazoa; Arthropoda; Insecta; Coleoptera; Chrysomelidae
Gene: MED17
Product: Mediator complex subunit 17
Biological process (GO): regulation of transcription by RNA polymerase II
Cellular component (GO): mediator complex; core mediator complex
Molecular function (GO): transcription coregulator activity
Source: RefSeq, a predicted model, not a curated record
CCCUUGACAUUCUUUUACUCGGCUCUUUUAGGUUAUAUAUAGUUGUCAGCUCACAAUAAUAGUAAACAAUAAAUAUUAUGUUGUAUUUUAUCUAAAACUAGCUGAGAAGAUAUUAACAUGUUAGGUGUAUCCUAUCAUUCAUUUUUACCUGACUAUCAUAUAUAAGAACUUGUUUCAUGAUAUAAUUCAUUUAUUAAUCUAGUACACUGUUGAAUCUGUCAAAAUGUCUUACAGUGUGAAUAUAUCGGUAGAAGCGCCUAUUGAAAACCAAAUUCAAGAAAUCACUUUUGACGGAACUGAGGUUUAUCAACCUCCUUUGACACUCUCCGAGAGCCUCGCAAAAUAUGCCCAAAAAAUAGACUUCAGUAAGCUAUCUGAUCUAGAAAUAAGAAAAGAAGAAUCCAAUGAAGAUUCUAAAUCUGACACAGACAGUAAAGAUGCUUUUCAGUCUUCACUGUGGCCGUGGGACUCAGUACGAACCAAGAUGAGGAGUGCACUACAGGAAAUAUGUGUGUUGGCUGACGUUUUAGCUAUUGCUAAAGAGAAACGUUAUCUUGUUCUGGAUCCUGUGCAGCAGGAGCCUCUAGAGACAAAGCCUAUGGUUCAGAUUUAUGCCAGAAAGAAGGCACUUGCAGGAGCGGCUAGCGUACUUCUUGCCGGGGCAGAAAAAAUGAAGACUUCCCAAACAGAAGCUGCCAGAAAUCGAACAACUCUAGACUUCCACAUAGAACUCUUGAGGCUGAGGCAGAAUUGGCGAUUGAAGAAGGUAUCCAACACGAUCAUUGGAGAUCUCAGCUAUAGAACGACGGGUUCCAAGUAUCUGCAAACUGGUACGUUUGAAGUAACAAAAGCUGAAGACGAAGAAAAGGUCAAUAGUCCACCAAGUAGUCCUUUACCAGGUGGACCUGCCCCACCCAAGGCUAACAGCGCUCUUAGAGUUUCAAUACCGACCGAAUUGCAAGGUGUUGCAUACAUUGAGGUGCUUUGCCAAAAAGACCAAGAAGACCUCUGCAGCGUCAACCUGAACCUCCUCGGGACCGGCCCGCCUCCCUCUAACCCAGACAUGCACUGGCAACAGAAACUAGAAGCCGCCCAAAACGUUCUCUUCUGCAAGGAACUGUUCAACCAGCUGGCCAAAGAGGCGGUCCAACUACAGGCCCCCAUCCCGCACAUGGUAGUCGGUAACCAGAUAAUGGCGACUGUCCUGCCUGGGAUCCAGUUGAUAAUAGCGUUGAGGCAUUCCACGACAGGCGACAAGAAGCAGCAGAACCCCGCCCUGUCCAAGAGCGAUCACGAUCAUGUUCUGGAGCAUUCUCUGCAUCAGUUGUUGAGGGAGGUUCAUCAUAAAAAUACUCAUCAUCCGUUUCCUCAUCCCGCUACAGGGCCUUUGGGUCCUUCCAAGAAAAGGAUGAUUGCAG